Cryptomeria japonica (Japanese cedar) is the source of this 1931-nucleotide messenger RNA. Its product is annotated as protein BCCIP homolog. The transcript has 11 exons. The coding region runs from base 463 to 1482 and encodes 339 amino acids. Gene Ontology annotation, cellular component: nucleus. The record is from RefSeq and is a predicted model, not a curated record. Lineage: Eukaryota; Viridiplantae; Streptophyta; Pinopsida; Cupressales; Cupressaceae.
UCCGGACUAGUGAAAGAGACUACCAAGAAGGAAAUAAAAAUAGCUCAAGAGUGAAAACCAGGAACAAUGCACAACCCAAACGAAAACCUAGAAAACGCUGUGGACGCUAGAGCGAAGCAAAAACAAUUCUAGACGACCGUGACGAGUUCGAGAGUAACAGUAUUCGGAAUGACUAAAACGAGUAAAAGACAACAAUCUUGUAGUAGUAAAAUCAGAAUAAAUAAGAAAAACAACAGACUAGUAUAAAACUGAAAAGCAAAGAAAAAUUCUGGGGUCCUAGCUCUUUCUUAACGGCUAGCUCGUGUUGUAUCACUACAGUCAUAAAAUUCCAUUGCCUAACCAACUUCCCAUCCAGGCAGCAGCCAUUUCUUACAGACUCUACAUCGAUUUCAAAUCGUCAACUUCGGUUUCUUUUGCGGGGGAUAAGGCUGCCGGAUAGUACUUAUUCAUCUUGUUAGUAGAAUGGGGAAGUCAAACAAGAAAGCUAAUGCCGAGGUUGCUCUGUCUGUUCCAACUGCGGCAUCAAAGAAGGGGAAGAAAGGUAAGAGAGAGCUAGAUGCUGAACUUGUAGGACAACUGCCCCUGAAGAAAUCAAAAUUGUCAAACAAAGUUCCUCCUAAGAAGAAACCUGAGACAUCUUCAUCUGAGGAUAGCGAUUCUCAGUCUGAAGAAGAGGAUAUUAUUUAUGCAGAUUUUGAGUUCUUUGAUCCCAAACAAGAUGAUUUCCAUGGGGUCAAGAAUCUACUGAAGACAUACUGUGAUGGGAUUGAGUGGGAUUUAAGUGGUUUUGUUGACAUGAUUUUGGCUCAGACAACGGUUGGCACUGUUAUCAAGACAGAUGAUGAUAGCCUCUUUGGUGUUAUCACGGCUUUUAACAUAGCAAGAUAUAAGGAUCGACGCUGCAUUAUGGAGCUUUGGAAAUUUCUUCUUCAUAAAUCUCUUAAAGAGGCCAAUACUGUUAAGCUUAAAGCAUUUUGGGAAAAUAAUCCUCAUGAUGUGGGUCUUUUGGUCUCUGAACGCGUAGUUAAUCUUCCUAUCGAGCUUGUACCACCACUUUAUGAUGCCCUUUUUGAUGAAGUAUCAUGGGCUACUGAAGAUGAGCCAACACAAGCAUUGAGAGAAUCCUUCCAAUUCAAGCAUUAUCUACUUAUCACGAAAGUAUAUCAGACUCUGCAAGAUAUACAAGGGAAAUGCAAAGAAACAAAAAUAGAAAUCAAAAGGAGAAAAAAGGGAAGCUCACAGAAUGGGGAUGGUAAAGAACAAUACAAUGGGCAACUUAUAUAUAUUAAACCUGAGGAUGAAAUUUUCCAUCAGCUAAGUUCUUGGUCUUUCACUUUUCCUGUUCAUGCAGAGUAUCAAGCUGCACACGAGUUUGAAAAUCUGAAGACAAUGCAACUUGUUAUGGCUGUGAAGGCGGAGAAGAUUCAAACAUUUCGAACUCAACUGAAAGCUCUUGUGGAUGAAUCUCAAGUGGUGGAGUAGUCUUUUCUGGCAGGGGAUAAUUGCUUGGCUUUGGAGGCUGCCUACACUCAGCUUAAGAAUUGUGUGUUAUGCAAUUUGUCGGCAUUAUUUGAGAUGCAGGGAAUCCAAUAGGUCUGUGGCUUUGCAUGUGUUGGGGAGACUCGCCACCCAAUAUUUUAGAUUUGAGCAUGAUCUAGUGAAUGCUAAUACAUUGGUAACUUCACAAGCAGGCACAACUUCGAUAUGCAGGGCACGUUGUAAACAGUCUUAAUGGAUGUGGUUUAACAUGUGAAUGCAGCAGGAAAAUGAAACCGAUCAGUAACACUUCAUUAGCAUGGAAAACCUUUGAAGGUUUUAUUUUGGUUGAGUCUGAAGGAGCAUGUUUCCUGCCCAAAUCAAAGAAAUAAAAUUUCUAGACUACUUGUAACAGCUAUAAACCUGAUUAUAAAUCCCAUUAGAUCAUUUUUUAA